AUCAAGCACCUAGGCAUGCAGACUGCUUCUACAAACAUUUGUGAAAGAAUGGGUCUCUCUCAGGAGCUCAGUGAAUUCAAGCGUGGUACCGUGGUAGGUUGCCACCUGUGCAAUAAGUCCAUCCAUGAAAUUUCCUUGUUACUAAAUAUUCCACGGUCAACUGUUAGUGGUGGUAUAACAAAGUGGGAGCAACAGCAACUCAGCCAUGUAAAAUAACGAGCGGGGUCAGUGCAUGCUUAAAGCAGAGUUCCACUCACACUGUAAAAAUACAGUGUGCAGGAGUCGCUAACUGUCUGCAGAGUCAGCUAAAGACCUCUAAACUUCAUGUGGCCUUCAGAUUAGCACAACAACAGUGCGUAGAGAGCUUCAUGGAAUGGGUUUCCAUGGCUGA
Staurois parvus is the source of this 391-nucleotide messenger RNA. Lineage: Eukaryota; Metazoa; Chordata; Amphibia; Anura; Ranidae. The record is from the annotation of a GenBank genome assembly.